Molecule: messenger RNA, 2861 nt
Organism: Scomber japonicus (chub mackerel)
Lineage: Eukaryota; Metazoa; Chordata; Actinopteri; Scombriformes; Scombridae
Gene: slc8a3
Product: solute carrier family 8 member 3
Exons: 7
Coding region: 84-2861 (925 amino acids)
Biological process (GO): calcium ion import across plasma membrane; sodium ion transmembrane transport; cell communication
Cellular component (GO): axon; postsynapse; sarcolemma
Molecular function (GO): calcium:sodium antiporter activity
Source: RefSeq, a predicted model, not a curated record
UGAGUGGAGAAAAGGCACAGCCCAGUGCUGGAUCCCAGAGGGAUUGUCAGUGUGGUAAGGACCCUUGAGACGAAGGAGGGUGCAUGGAGGGUUCAAGGCCUAUGAAGCCAGGGUCGUCAGCCUGCCUCUGGUUGGGGCUGGUUUCUGUGGCUGUAGCCUUCCUAUGUGCAGAAGCCCGGACCACUCCGAGUCCCCUUCUCACCCCCAGCAAUGCGACCUGUGAGGGGAACUCUAAGUGUAAUCCAGGGAUCAUCCUGCCCAUCUGGUAUCCCGAGGAUCCCUCCAUGGGAGACAAGAUUGCACGGGUCAUUGUGUAUUUUGUGGCCCUGAUCUAUAUGUUCCUUGGAGUGUCCAUCAUUGCCGACCGUUUCAUGGCAGCCAUUGAGGUCAUCACUUCCCAGGAGAGGGAAAUUGUCAUCAAAAGGCCCAAUGGGGAAACAACCACCACCACCAUCCGGGUGUGGAAUGAAACAGUCUCCAACCUCACCCUCAUGGCCUUGGGCUCAUCCGCCCCUGAGAUCAUGCUCUCUGUAAUUGAGGUUUGUGGACAUGAUUUCAAAUCUGGUAAACUCGGGCCUUCAACAAUCGUUGGCAGCGCAGCCUUCAAUAUGUUUGUCAUCAUUGGCAUCUGUGUUUCUGCCAUACCCCAAGGAGAGGUACGCAAAAUCAAACACCUCAGAGUGUUCUUUAUCACUGCAGGCUGGAGCAUCUUUGCUUACAUUUGGCUCUACAUGAUCCUGGCUGUGUUCUCUCCCAAUGAAGUCCAGGUGUGGGAGGGUCUACUCACACUGGGCUUCUUCCCCAUAUGCGUAAUCCUUGCCUGGGUGGCAGACAGACGACUACUCUUCUACAAGUUCAUGCACAAGAAGUAUCGCAGCGACAAACACAGGGGUGUCAUCAUUGAGACAGAGACUGAACGCUCCAAGGGGAUUGAGAUGGAUGGCAAGAUGGUAAACUCUCACUUCAUGGAUGGCGGUGCAGCCAGCAAUCUUAUUGGUUUGAUUGAGAACAAAGAGGUAGAUGAGUCCCGCCGCGAUAUGAUCCGCAUCUUGAAAGACCUGAAGCAGAAGCACCCAGAUAAAGAGUUGGAUCAGCUAGUCGAAAUGGCCAACUAUUACGCUCUCUCGCACCAGCAAAAGAGCCGUGCCUUCUACCGUAUCCAAGCUACUCGCAUGAUGACAGGCGCAGGAAAUAUUCUCAAGAAACAUGUUGCAGAGCAGGCGAAAAAGAGCGUCAGUGUGCAAGAGGUGCAUGUGGAAGAGCCAGAAGAGUAUGUGUCUCGGAUCUCUUUUGAGCCUGCCGUCUACCAGUGCCUCGAGAACUGUGGCGCUGCCAUCCUGACCAUCACCAGGAAGGGUGGCGACAUCAACAAGACCAUCUACGUGGAUUAUAAGACAGAGGAUGGCUCGGCUAAUGCUGGGGCUGACUACGAAUUCACAGAGGGCUCGGUUGUGUUCAAACCAGGAGAGAUGAUCAAGGAAAUAAGCAUUGGCAUCAUAGAUGAUGACAUCUUUGAAGAGGACGAGCACUUUUUUGUGCGCCUCAAUAACCUACGUGUCCUGGAGGCUGAGGACGAGGUGCUAUCUCCUAACAGUCUCCCGUAUCCAAAGGCCAUGCUGGGCUUCCCUGCUGUGGCUACUGUGACCAUUCUGGAUGACGAUCACUCGGGCAUCUUCACCUUUGAAAGCAGCUCAGUGCACGUGAGUGAGAGCAUAUGCACUAUGGAAGUGAAAGUGCUAAGGACUUCUGGAGCAAGGGGGACUGUCAUAGUGCCUUAUCGCACCGUGGAAGGACUUGCCAAAGGAGGAGGGGAGGACUUUGAAGAUACCUACGGAGAGCUUGAGUUCAAGAACGACGAGACCUGCAAAUUUAUUCAAGUGAAAAUUAUUGACGAUGAAGAGUAUGAGAAAAACAAGAACUUCUUCCUGGAACUGGCCGAGCCUCGCAUGGUAGACAUGAGUCUGCAGAAAGCAAUGCUUCUUAGCUCUAAUGUGCCAGACAGGAAGAUGACAUCAGAUGAGGAGGAAGCCAAGCGCAUCGCCGAGAUGGGAAAGCCGGUGCUGGGGGAACACUCCAAGCUGGAAGUCAUUAUUGAGGAAUCGUACGAGUUUAAGAGCACAGUGGACAAGCUGAUCAAGAAGACCAACCUGGCGCUGGUGGUGGGGACGAACUCCUGGAGAGACCAGUUCAUGGAGGCCAUUACAGUCAGUGCAGAUGAGGACGAAGAGGACACAGGAGAGGAACGGCUGCCGUCCUGUUUCGACUACGUCAUGCACUUCCUCACUGUCUUCUGGAAGGUCCUGUUUGCUUGCGUCCCUCCCACGGACUACAUGAACGGUUGGGCCUGUUUCAUCAUCUCCAUCUUCAUCAUCGGCCUCCUCACGGCCAUCAUCGGCGACCUGGCGUCUCACUUUGGCUGCACCAUUGGCCUCAAGGACUCGGUCACUGCUGUGGUUUUUGUGGCGAUUGGUACAUCUGUGCCAGACACCUUUGCCAGUAAGGUAGCAGCAGUUCAGGACACCUACGCAGACGCCUCUAUUGGGAAUGUGACGGGCAGCAAUGCCGUCAACGUCUUCCUGGGAAUCGGCAUGGCCUGGUCGGUGGCAGCCAUCUACUGGCACAUGAAGGGGAAGCCGUUUGUGGUGGAAGCCGGCUCGCUGGCCUUCUCUGUCACUCUCUUCACCAUCUUCGCCUUCCUGGCCGUCUCGGUGCUGCUUUAUCGGCGCCGGGCCCACAUCGGAGGAGAACUGGGCGGGCCCCGGGGACACAGACUGGCCACGUCAGCCUUCUUGUUCGGCCUCUGGUUCCUUUACAUCCUCUUCUCCAGUCUGGAGGCCUACUGUCAUAUAGAGGGCUUCUAA